Helianthus annuus (common sunflower) is the source of this 495-nucleotide messenger RNA. Its product is annotated as disease resistance protein RPV1-like. The transcript has a single exon. The record is from RefSeq and is a predicted model, not a curated record. Bases 1 to 495 code for a protein of 164 amino acids. Gene Ontology annotation, biological process: signal transduction. NCBI's taxonomy places the organism in Eukaryota, Viridiplantae, Streptophyta, Magnoliopsida, Asterales, Asteraceae.
AUGGCGUCUUCGUCGUCCUCUUCUCACUUGAUUCCCACAUCAUGGAAAUAUGACGUUUUUAUGAGUUUUAGAGGAGAAGAUACCCGCAAGAACUUUGUGGAUCAUCUCUACUCGGCUCUUGAUCAACAAGGAAUCUACACAUACAAGGACGACGAAACACUUGCUCGGGGUGAGUCAAUCGGUCAAUCGCUCGUGAAGGCUAUCCAAGAAUCACGGAUUGCCAUUAUUGUAUUCUCCAAAAACUAUGCAGGGUCAUCUUGGUGCUUGGACGAGCUUGCAUAUAUUAUAGAAUGCAUGGACAAGAGAGGGCAAAUCGUUAUGCCCAUAUUUUAUGACAUAGAUCCCUCAGAUGUCAGAAAACUAAAGGGAAAAUUUGAAGAAUCAUUUGCCAAACAUGAGUUGGAGCAUAAGAACAAAGUUGAAUCAUGGAGAAGUGCUCUUGUAAAAGCAGGCAACCUUUCUGGAUGGGUCCCCAAGGACUUUGCAAACGGAUAA